AUGGCCCGCUGUCUCGUUGAGGCGCUUGCAGAAGGCCACGCAGUGCUGCGAGAUUCGCAGGAAGAGCGGAAAGCAGCACUUCUGGUGCUGUUAGCCAGCAGCGGCAAGGGCAAGUCGCGCUUCCUCUAUGAGCUGAACCAAUUACUUCAGAAGCAGAGCCGGGCGAUGUGCAUCCCCAUCACCUUCAACGGAAGACAAAACUUGGAGAUCGAUGCGCAGACCGUGAAAAGAUUGACCAAAGAGCCCGAGGAACGAGCACUCGUGCAUGUGGUGCUACGGCUGCUGCACGCAACGUUUGAAAUCAAUGAUCUGCAACUGUUUGCAGGGUCUUUUUGCGAGAGCCUCAAAGCCAACAAUGUGCCUCUGGAUGUGUCACUGCUGCGUGAAGUGGUGGCAGAGUGCGCAAAAACGCGUGACAGUGUCGAGAACCUUAACAUCCUCGUGGACGAGAGCGGCCGCUUGCCAAAGUUGCUGAACAUGCAAAAAGGAGACGGAGAUGAGUUCUCGGUCUUGCGAUCUUUGUGCGCACCUGCAAGCGUCAUUACGCUAGUGGAGCAGGAAAUUGAGGACGCCCUGAAAAAUUGGGUGCUAUAUGAGGCGGACUCCAAAGCAAGUGUCCAGCGCUGGCUGAACAGCUUUGUGGGGCUUUGCCGUGGGAAGAGUCUGAAGACGAAGGCCAACAACACAGAACUCUACAAGAAGCUGGUGCUGAGGCCUCCCGUGGUGGAGUACGUGCCCCUGGCUCGUGCCUUGCAAUACCUGACUGAGGCCGUGAAUCAGACUAAAGUCGCGGCCACAGAGCUCAUCGAGAAUAUCGAGACCGCGCCGCAGUUGGGUUCGGCAAUCCGUCGAGUUGGGCUGGACCUGCGAAACUCGGUCGAUGAGAAGCUCAACGUGAGGUACGACAUCGUGGCGGAGCGCCUGACACCCGCAGUCCUUGCUCCGGCAAUCCUCCCCUCGGGUCGCUUGCGGGUGAGUCUCAAGCAGGAGAUUGGUGGCCACUGUGUCCCAAAUCUCCUGUCAGAGGGUGCGUACGCCAACACGCUUGAAAAGCUUCGGGAUAAUGCGGAGUUCCUGCCCAAGAUCCUACCGGCCUUCUUACGUCAAGCGGCUCAGAUUCAGCCUGACCUGCGGUACCUUCAAGACUGGUGGAGGGAGCUGGAAGAAGUGCUAAAGGCACAGGCUGGUGGCACAGCAGACGCCGGGAACUUGCUGGAUGUGGGCGCAGCGGCCUACAAGAUGCAAGUUCCCAAAGCUGUGACCCUGAUGGCGUUAAGGAAGCCUCUCAAUGCAUCCGCGCAGAUCCUGCAGUUCGCCAUCGAAAAGGCUCGAAAAGGCACAGCCGCGGUGCUGGGUCUUGCAGAUGGUCAGGCAGGUGCAGAUUCAGUCGCCGUGUUGCCUUUGGACGACAGCGAAGUGCUGCUGCUUGGCUUGGAGCCGCAUGGCGGCGACAGCAAUAAAGGUGCGCCAGAUCAGUGCCAUGCAGGGCAUCCUCAAGACAAGCGGUCAGUGUUUUGGCAGGGCCUUCCAACCAAAAUUCAGGAAGAGAAAGAUGUUCGGUUUGCUCUGCUCUACAUCACUCAUGACGAGAUUGGCAACAAGGCAGAUGUGCUGGAGCAGCUGUGGAAUUCCACAGUCCGGCGCGACUCUAAAAAUCCCAGUGAUGUAGUGAAUCUUUUGUUGAUGGAUAGGGCCGGCGGCAGUGGCUCCUCGGAUUGUCCGGUGCUGCUCAUCUAUCAGGCGGGGCCGGCAGCAGAGGCUCAU
Symbiodinium pilosum is the source of this 1764-nucleotide messenger RNA. NCBI's taxonomy places the organism in Eukaryota, Dinophyceae, Suessiales, Symbiodiniaceae. The record is from the annotation of a GenBank genome assembly.